Messenger RNA from Gongylonema pulchrum, 306 nucleotides. The record is from the annotation of a GenBank genome assembly. NCBI's taxonomy places the organism in Eukaryota, Metazoa, Nematoda, Chromadorea, Rhabditida, Gongylonematidae.
AUGGAUGUGAAUUCGGGAUGUGGCAUCACAUAUACCGAGAAUUAUGUCUGGCUUCAGCGAGGCACCGAUCUGCUCGGACAUGGCGCAUUCGGUCGCGUUCACAAGGGAAGAAAUUUAAAGACAGGCGAAUUUGUUGCGGUAAAAACGUGUAACUCAUCGGGCGGUGGUCAGCUUACACGGGAAAUCGAACUGCUACGACAAAUGGAUUCACCGUUUAUCGUUCGAUUUAUUGCCACCGAAUUGGUUCGUUAUAAAGCAUUGGUAGUGCUAAAUGUUCCUGCAGUUCUUGCUAGUUGUGAGCCCUAG